UUGGUGGGAGCGGCCAUCUUUGGCGUGUUGCUAUGGCUACGGCUGGACUUCUGGACCAACGAGUACCUGGAGAUCGACUCGAGCCUGGAGCGCUACCUGGUGCUCAUCUACAUCGCGCUGGCCUCGGGGGCGGUCAUCGUGGUCUUCUCCAUCCUGGGACUGGUCGGGGGGUGUCUACGGAAGAAAUGGCUCAUCGUUAUUUACCUUGCGGCCAUCUGUAUAGCCAUCGUGCUGACGGUCUCAGCUGUGGUCUAUGGUAUCAUCUACAGAGAAGAGCUGGAGGAGACGGUGGUCCGUGACAACCUGGUCAAGAACAUCAUCCAGGCCAAGUACGUGGACGACAGAACCAGUCGCGUGCGGCGCGCCAUCGACAUCAUGCAGUCCGAGCUGGAGUGCUGCGGAGGCAACAGCCCCAACGACUACCUCGAGUCCACUUGGGCCUUGGAGGGCGAACGCAAGACUCAGGGGCUGGUGCCAGCCUCGUGCUGCACGGACUACCUCCGCUACAACGACCCGGACCAGCUGUGCCGCAUCUACCUGCCCGACACCAGUCAGACGAGGAGUCCGGACAUCUGGCAGCGGGGUUGUCAAGAUGAGCUGAAGGAUUUCCUGGACUCCUACGUGGUGGUUGUCAUAGCGAUAGGGGCUGUGUUUUUCGUGUUAAUGCUGGUGUGCCUGAUCAUCUGCUCGGUGUACAUCCACCUGCUCAACUCGCUGUACGUGCCGCAGCCCGACGACAUCGUCUACGACAUGGCCCACAACCAGGAGAAGUCGCCGUACCCCUCCAGGGGAGACUACCGCGAGUACUACCACUGAGGGCCCCGCCCCACCACAGACUCGAACCCCGGCCCUAUAGACACUGCUGUCACAGAGAGGACUAACUAACUAUCAACGAGUGACAACGACCGUGCUCAAGCAAAUCUGGAACAACUAAGUCUAAGUCUACUCUCUGUGUCUCUCUCUGUGUCUCAAGUUGGAAGAGGAAGAGGAGUAUACCGCGGAGAAGGAGUAAGGAGUAUACCACGGAGAAGGAGUAAGGAGUAUACCAGAGAGAAGGAGUAAGGAAUAUAUACCACGGAGAAGGAGUAAGGAGUGUACCAUGGAGGAGGAGUAAGGAAUAUAUACCACGGAGAAGGAGUUACGAGUAUAGCACACAAAAGGAGUAAGGAGUAUACCCACAGAGAAGGAUUAAAGAGUAUACCACAGAGAAGGAGUAAGGAAUAUAUACCAUGGAGAAGGAGUGAGGAAUAUAUACCACAGUGAAGGAGUAAGAAUAUACACCACGGAGAAGGAGUGAGGACUAUAUACCACGGAGGAGAAGUAUAUUCUGUGCCAAUUCUUUGCUUUGUCUUAUGCGGGGUGGGCUUACAGUUUGCUGGCAGGUCCUGUGCGCCGACUCACAGUUCUACGACCACUGCUUUAUCGUUGUGAAAAAUUCCACACAUUGUUGGGUAACAACCACAACAACAACAACAACAGUAACAACAGCAGUGACAAGGCGGCAACAAUAACGACAACAGAAACAACAAACUUAAUAAUAACGACAAGCAAACCACGAACGAGCCCAGACCAUCCCCCUGUCGGAAGCGAUCCUACAAGAAAGUGGUUGGAUAUAUGGGAAUCAAGCAAGUUUUUGAUAGAGAAAUUGUUUUGUGGAGAAGUAGAUCUGUAGUCUUCUCGGAGAGUGGUGUAUGUGGGAGUGGCUGUGUUCUGUGUGGAGGAAAGGCUUCUCAUGUGUAUACUUGGGCCCUUAAGAGUGACAGGAUUUGUUACUCCGUUUUUUUGCAAGAAUGGGAUUACACACUACACAUCACUGACAGACACAGAUGCCCUUCACACUGUGUCAAAAGCUUGAUACACAAAAUGAGCAGUAUGUUUUCAGUUUGGCUUGAGACAAAUAAGGUGUAAAAGCAUUUUAGAUAGAUCUAAGAGAGUGGAUCUUUUCUCAAACCUAUGCGUGGUGGAAUUAGAAUUCUGUCGUUCUAAGGGCUUGUACUGCCGGGAGUGAGGUGUGGAUCGCCUGGAAAUGCUUGCUUGUGGUGUGUGUGCCUGCUUGUGGUGUGCUGUGCACACACUUGUGGGAUGAGAGUAGCCACCUCCGCGGGCUGGGUCGAUGGCUGUGGGCACAAACCAUUUAACUCAUAUUAUGACCUUAUGCAGUUGCGAGCGCGGUAAAACCUCUACUAAACUGAGACCAUUUAACUUUGAGACGGUACAUUGAUGUUUUACACAAAUAGUUUUUUUUCGUCUGUAAUAAUGAUGAUACAUCCAUUUAUAGAAUGCUCAAUGCAGAUAAAGAGCAGGCUGUGUGUGUGUGGGGGGGGGGGGGGGAGUGCAGCGUUGAGGGUAGUAUAGAUGAGUUCCGUAGCAAACUUUUUAAAUUGAUGCAGGGUGGGGGGUGAAAAGUUCAGGUUAGCAGGUCUGAUCCAUGACUGACAAGUGCGAGCGAGUAAUUCUGUAUGCUGUAGGACCAGAACCUCCUCUCUUCAGCUACAUUGGCCAUUGUCAGAUAUUGACUGACUGACUAUUAUUAUAGAUUGUGGAACAAGAAAAUUUGUCUGAUAUUGACUGACAAACUAUUAGUUUAAGCUGAUGGACAAGGAGAUUACUAUUGAGGAAGGAAGUGGACAUUGAUUUUGCGUCAUUUGCCGGCGUUGUUUGUCAAUUCUGAAAUCUCUGACUUGAGUGGUUUGUGCCAUGGUCGCUGCGCUAUCGGUCGUAUCACCGUCUAACCAAUGCACUUCAUGUACCGUAUUACCGAUGUUCACAUCCUGUACUUUUACACAUAAUCUACGCGUGUCAUUUUGUCUGCCUGCCAGAAGAUGCUGUCUAUUUUUUCAUUGUUUGUUUUUUUUUGUCUUUUUUUUUUUUUUUUUUUUUUGUUUUUUUUUUUGUCGAUGGUUGAGCUCAAAGGCAACUAUUUUCUGAACAGAUGAAGAAUCUAUUUUUGGAUGUGACACAAAUAAAUACAUUGUCAGCUUUGUGUAUGCGUGUGUAACUUGCUCUCAGUCAAAGUAAGGCUUCUCUUGUUGAGGUCCAAGUCGCCAUUUUUAAAAAAAACGCCCUAAAAAGUGAAGUUUCGGUGCAAAUUUAUUUUUAUUUUUUUCUUUACGGUAGGGAAAAAUGUUUUUUUUAUGGUCACUUGAAAAAGAUAUUGGCACUGGGACUUGAUUUUUGACGGCAGUUGUAGAGUUGCAUAUUUUGGAGGCUGUUGCCUUUUUGACCAGUUGUGUAUAAAGAAAGACUUUGCUCACAAUGAGAGUACAGGCUCUGUUUUAAACUGUUUACCUAUUGUUAGGCUCAGAUCUCUGGGUGUGUCCGGGUGUCUUGUUCGUCUAUCUAUCUGCUAAAUGUUGUCCUUGAUAUAUUGUUCAUGUUUGUUUGUGUGGAGCUUCACUCCAAGGUGUAAAAUGAUGAAAUUGUUCUCAAUUUAUUUUGGUAAGAGACUUGUCACGGAAAGAUUUGUUGGUGGGUGGCGUGGGCAUGCUCAUUACGUGGUGGUGGAAACUAAAAUGGCCUAAUAAUAACUCAAGCGUGCAUCUCUAAUGGUCUAAUUUGUCGGUAAUUUUUUUGUCAUGAAAAAUUAGUGUAAACAUUCUCAUUAUUUGGUGAUCAUAACUAAGAAAGCGCUGAUAACUAUAAAAUGUGCAUCUUUCGUGUUCAGAUUUCUUGAUGUCACUUUUUAGGGGAUUUUUUACUGUCAAAAUUUUUGGGGCAAAAUUCUUUUCUUCCUAGUUCCUGUUGUCCCAACUGUGUGUCCAUGCGCUGAACAUAAAUGUCAGCUUUUACCUGUUUUGGGGUUUUUUAAAAAUUUUUAUGAA
Messenger RNA from Aplysia californica (California sea hare), 3821 nucleotides. Its product is annotated as tetraspanin-36. Gene Ontology annotation, cellular component: membrane. The record is from RefSeq and is a predicted model, not a curated record. Lineage: Eukaryota; Metazoa; Mollusca; Gastropoda; Aplysiida; Aplysiidae.